AUGAUAAGUCAUAUGUUGGUGAUAGUAUUGCAUACAUUUACAAAUAUGCUGUUUUUAUUUGGAAAGCCGUCAAAACUCUCAAUGUAUACCAAUGCAGAUAAAAGUCUAGGCAACAAUUAUCUAUUCAUAUUAUCAUUGUUAUUACUAUCAUGGAUAAACUAUGGUGAAACCAGAAGAGGAGAUUUAAACAACCCCUACAAUCAUAUACGACCACUGCCUGAAUCAAAAAGAUUACCAAUAGAGUUAAAUCGUUCAGAAAAACUAUUUAUCAAUAAAGAAUAUAUGAGAAAAUAUCACUUUCUACUAGACAACUUUACACCACUUCAGAAUAUUACUUAUUAUCAUGAUAUAAGUAGUACUGAUGAUGGUUUGAAAGAGCAAUACAAACAUGAUGAUAGAAAUUAUCAUCAGUCUGAGAUAUUAGGAAGAUUAAGGCGCAGUUAUUUUACGAAUUAUGAUCAUUCUGAUCAAACAAUUUAUUACAUACAAAAAAAACCACAAAUUAUUGAAGAACCAAAAUCAGUAAUAACAAUUGUUGGACAAUCUGUCAUAUUUGUAUGCCUUGCUGAAGGAAAUCCAGCACCUAAAGUUCAAUGGAAGGUUUCAGGAACAUCUGUAUCAGAGUCUAGAUUUGGUAAAACAUUUCGGGCACCACGUGGUUCUAUUCUACGUGUAAAUAAUGUAUUACCAUCAUAUAAUGGUGCAGUGAUCACUUGUACAGCUACCAAUGCUUUAGGUCAAGCAGUAAACAGUGCAACAUUAACAGUAUACUCUGAUGAAUCAAACGCUCCAUCUGGUUAUCCACGAUUUCUCAAUUCAUUUUCUGUUAUUGUGGCGAGAAAAAAUUCUGAAGUUGAAUUGGAAUGUCGUGCAACUGGUGAUCCAAUACCUGAAAUCACAUGGUUUAGAGAUAGUAUACCCAUUGAUUUGGCGAAUCCACGUUAUAAGAAACAAGAUGUUGGCAAUUUACGAAUUCAAAACCUAGUUGAAGAAGAUGAAGGAAAAUAUGAAUGUGAAGCGAAAAAUGACAAAGGCACACGUCUAUCAUCUGGUGACAAUCUACUUGUUCGUGAAAACGUUGAAGCUAGUCUACAAAUGCUGGCACCAAGUACUAAAAGAUUUCGACCUCAUUUUACUAAUGUUCCAUCAUCAAGACAAAUUAUUCCACCAGGUGGUCAAUUAACAUUAAGUUGUACUGCUGUUGGUGCACCAGUACCUAAUGUUCAAUGGUAUCGAGAUAAACAAAUUUUACCUGGAGAACAAUUAAAUAAACAACCACCUGGUACAGCAAAACUUGUUUUAACAAAUUUAUUAAAAUCAGUAAAUGUUACAUGUGUAGCUGAAUCAAUAAUUGGACGUAUUUAUCAUGAUAUACAAGUUAUUGUAAAAAAUUUACCCGAUCCACCAGGUGAUUUUCAAUUAAUUGAAUUGGGUGCAACACAUGCUCGUAUAGCAUUAAAACCAAGCACUAGUCUACCGUCUUCUGUUCGAAACUACUUAAUGUUAUGGUUGCCAAGUUCUCAAUUUACAAACCAAACUUUAUAUGAAUUACCACAUCAAUUCAAUCUCUUAAUCAAUCAGCCUGGUGAUCAGAUUGAGCCAAUAAUGUUGUCCAAUACAGAGCAUUCUCGACCAAAUCUAAUCAUGUUGCCGAAAUAUUUAAAAAAUAUCAGUCUUUCAUCUAUAAGUAAUUAUCAUCUACAUCAGCAACGCCAACAACAGUUCCAGCAGUCAGACAUUAAUCAACAGAUUAAUAAUAAUAAUAAUAAUCUCAUAUCAGAAGAAAUAACAAAUCCUUAUUCUCUGUACAAUAUUUUGGUGAUCUCUUUAACUCAAUUAAAACCUUAUACUGAAUAUACAUUAUGGGCAAGAACUGUUGGUGAAGAUGGUGAUACUUCCUUACCUAAUCAACCAUUUUUAUUUACCACGAAAGAACUUGCUCCAUCUAGUCCUCCAUUAAAUGUUUAUGCACAAGCACUUUCAAAUGCUGCGGUCACUGUUUAUUGGGAUCCACCAAUUGAAUCAAAUGGUCGAAUACGAGCAUAUCGAAUCUAUUACACAAAUAAUCCAACAUUAGAAUUUUCCUAUUGGGAUACAAGUAUAGUGAACCUAGAAGCAUUGAAAUCUCAGUCAAUUACAUCAUCUGUAACAACCUAUAAAAAGAAUGACGAACAAAUAAAUCUUCCAGGUCACUUAUCGAUUUUAUCACAUUUAACAACAAAUGCUACAUAUUAUUUACGUGUUAGUGCAGUAAAUGGUCAAGGUGAAGGACCUGCUUCAGAUAUAUCUGUUGUUAUUGUACGACCAGGAGUUCUUUCAAAACCACAAAAUUUUACUGCAACAACCCAAUCUCCACAUGAAAUCUUACUUCAAUGGAACCCACCAAAUGAUGUUGAUCCAAAUACACGUCCAUUAGAAUAUUAUGAAUUAGAUUAUCAAUCAAUAUUAGAUAUCAAAAAGUCACCUGAUCAUUUAUCAUGGUUCAAUAGACAAACUAUUAAUAGUGUUGAUAAAAGUAAAACAAUCGACUCAAAACGUAAACACCAACAACAACAAACAUCCAUUAUACAUAUUAGACCAGAUGUAACAAGUUAUUUAUUGAAUAAUUUAGAACCGGAUACACAUUAUUUAUUUAAUCUAAUUGCUGUCUCUAAAACUGGACAUGGUGUCAAAGCAUCAACAGUUGCACGAACUAAUCAAUUUAUUCCAUCGGCGCCAAAAAAUCUUACUGUACAAGCUAUAAGUGCCACCCAAUUACAAGUAAAAUGGAAACGCCCAAUAAUCAGUGACCAAAUAUCCGAUAUUUUAUCAUCUACUCGUAUUGCUUAUUAUGAUUUAACCUGGCGUCAAACUGAUAGUGAAGGUUUAUGGUCACGAAAUGAUAUUUCCUCCGGGAAUCAUCAACCUCCAGCAUGGUUUAAUCAAUCAUUACAAUUAUCAUCAUCAUCGUCACCGUCGUCAUCUGGAAUAUUUGAAACAAACACAUUUGGCAGCUUACAAAUACCAACUCAUAAUAAAUGGAGUAGUGAUGAGAAUCAUACAAACUUAACACAAUCAUGGUAUAGUGCAAAUAUUACUGGUCUACAACCGUCCACUUAUUAUGUAAUACAUUUAAGAGCUGUCUCACAGUCAGGUGCAGGAGAUACAGCUGUUUCUCUACCAGUGAAAACAUGGAAUGAACCUCCAUCAGCUCCACAAAAAUUACGUUUAAUCAGUCAAAUAAUUCCACAGUCCAGUAUAAAUUCACCACCACAAAUUUUACUACGUAUCACAUGGGAACCAGUUUGGUAUGAUGGUUAUAAAGUAGGUGAAAUGUCUACAUUGUAUAGAAUCAGAUGGCGUUUAAUUGGUGGUGAGAGGAAUUUCAAAGGAGCAGAACAAUCUCUUGUAAUACGUACAUUACGUUCAACGGAUAAAUAUUCUAGUGAAUCGACAUUAUAUUGGCCUAUCAUUGAAAAACAACAAAAACACCAACAAAUCGAACCACAACAGCACCAACAUCAAUUCAUAGAAUAUGGUGCUCGUAAUCCAUUUCAAUCAGAAUCACUUAUUCCAACCAAAUUUUUACAUGGUGAAGUGAAUUUAACUGAAACUAGUUGGAAUCCUGCUUCUGGUAUAUUUCUACUUGGUAUGAGUUAUGAAUUUCGUGUUGCUGUAAUCACAACAUUACAAAUUGGUUAUGAAACUAUAGAAACAGUGUCGUUUGAAGGAACAGCACCAACAAAUAUACCAACUUCAAUACAAGUCAGUUAUACAUUAGAUCAAAUAAUACUAUCAUGGAAUCCACCUGAUUGGGAUCAUCGGCAUGGUAUAUUUGAAUCGUAUGAAAUUAAAUGUUAUCGUAGUAAACCAUCUAUGAAUGUCAGUCAUGUUGAUGUCGAUGAAAAAAUGAAUAAUCAGUUGAAAUCUUACGAAGAUCAAUAUUUCAAUGUAACCUUAUUAAAUAGUCGUGUACAAUGGCCAAUUUCAGCGCCUAAUGAUUUAUUAAAUAUUAUACCAUGGCCAAGUGGUCAAAUUCGUUUAAAUUAUCCUAAUGAUUUUAAUUAUAAACAUGGUGAGAUUGAUUCUCGACUAAACAAUAACGAUAAUACUGUGAGAUAUGAUAAUAGUAAUAAUAAAAAUAAUAUUUAUGCAUGUGUUAUUCGUGCAGUCAAUGUGUAUGGAUUUGGGCCAUGGUCAACAGAGAAGAUAAUUUUACCAAAGAAACCAUCUAUCCCAUCUUCCCCAGAUAAUCUUCGUGCAAUCUUUCUUAACCAACAUCAAUUACGUAUUAGUUGGUCAUUACCAAUUCAUUUAAUACAAUCUAUUUCAUCUCAUCUUAUUACAAAAUUAACAAAAAAUGAUAUACAUAAAUUAAUUAUAUCAUUAGAAAAUAAUUAUUUAUAUUUUGCUAUAUAUAUAAGUCCAAUAAUAAAAAUUAAUUGGAAACGUUAUACAACAAAAGGUCCUACAACUGAAUUAAUUUUAAAUGAUUAUGAUGAAAAAAUUAAUUAUCUAGUACGAAUUAGUUCAGUGAGUAUCAAUGAACAUGAAAGUAAAUGGUCAGAACCAAUUUCAACAGAACGAAUUGAAUCAAUCAAUUCUAAUUUGGCUAUUAAAGUUUAUAAUUCAAAAUGUCGUUUAUUUUACCGAUCACAAACAGAUUUAUGGCAAUUACAAGUAAAAUGGGAAGUUCCUAAACAAUUACAAACUGGAUCAUAUUUUGAUCAACUCUCUCAUUAUAGAAUUAAUUAUACAAUGAUUAAAUCAACCAUGAAAUAUACUACUCAUAUAAUACCAAUAGUAAAUCGUGAAUUAUCAUUAAACAAAUUAGAUUCAUAUAAAAAUAAAUUUAUAUUACAAAAUUGGUUAUAUACAUCAGAAUCUGAUUCAAUUUAUGGUAUAUCUAUAAGACCAGUUUUUAAAGGGAACAAAUUACAAACAGAUAUGGAUACAUAUAUUAAACAACCAUAUGGUAUUCUUGAAAAUAAUUUAUGUUAUAUACCAAAAAAGAAUAUGUUUCAUGUCCCAGUACCUGUUAUCCUAUUAAAUCCAUUUAUUGAUAAAACAAAUUAUUUUCUAAUUGGUAUCAAACCUAUCAAAUGGAUUCAAGCAUCAUCUACACCAUCCUCAUCUUCAUCAUCAUCAUCAUCAUCAUCAUGGAUACGUCAAGAUUUACCAAUUACCUAUGAAUUAAUAGCUUAUAAAUUACCAAUAUAUAACAAUAAUAUACAAACUAUAGAACAAUUAAAAUUAGGACAAUGGAAUUCUAGUGAAUUAUUAUCAUUAUUAAUACAUCAUUCCAUUAGUGAUUCAUUAAUACAAAUUGAAUUAAGUCAAUCUUUGAAUGAUACAUCAUUAAGAUAUGAGAAAAAAUCUGAAAAGUUGUUAAUUGGUAAAGCAUUAGCAAUUAAUCAAGAUUAUGCAUUAUGUAUGAAAGUUUGUUUACAACCAAAUAAACACUUCUACUCAUUUAAUAUUAUGGAUAAUAAUGUAAAACAUGAACCAGUUUGUUAUGAAUCAAAAUGGAUUCAACCAGUUUCAACAAAUCGUCCAUCUCCAUUAAUCGAUUCAUUGAAUGAUACAAUCAAUUCUCAAUUAAAUGACUACUAUGAUCCGGAUGAGUUAUUAUGGUCUAUUAAUUCAUUUGGAUCACAUAGUCCACCACCGUCAGAUGAUGCUACCGCUCAAGGACCUGGUCGAGUAACUAAUAUGGAACUAUCAAAUAUACAUAAAAAUCAUCAAUUAAAUAAUGAUAUACUAAUAAUCAAUAAAAAUCAGCAAUUAUCCCAAAAUAUCCCAAAAUCAUUAGAUAAACAAUUAUCAAUAACAUCUAAUGUAACAAAUCAAUCAAAGAUCACUAUAUUAUCCAUUGGUAUUACCAUAAUUAUAUUAGUUCUAUUACUUGGAUUAAUAUGUUUCUUAUUAAUUAUAUAUAAAAGAAAACGUUUAACUGAAAUCAAUAAAUAUAAAUUUAGUAAUAACAAUAAUACUACUAAUAAUUUUAAUAGUAGUAAAAAUAAUAAAUCAUCAAUUCCAUUAAAAUGGAAUAAUUAUUCUAAUAUAAAUUAUUAUAUUUUACGUUGUUUAACAUUAAAUAAAUAUAAAACAAAACAAAAAUUAUAUAAUUUAAAUGAUAUAAUACAUCAUAGUCCACCACCAGGUAGUAAUUCAAUUUCAAUUAAUUUACAAUCAACAUUUACAUCAUAUCCAAUUGACUUGGUAUCAACAACGAUAACAACAACAACACCGCCAUCACCACCACAACCAAUGGAAACAACAACAACAACAAGAUUAUAUGAACUUACCGGUUAUACAAAUCCUAUAAUAAAUACUAUUACUAAUAAUAAUUUAUUAUAUUCACAAUCUAAUGAUGAAAUAAGAAAUUUUACUAAUACAAUACAUAAUGAGAUGAAUCCAAACUAUUUAUCGGAUUCACCUAAUACAACUUUAUAUAUAAAUGAUCAUUAUAAAAAAUCAAAAUUAAAUCGUGUUGGAUCAAUUUCGCUAAGUUAUCAUCAUACAUAUCAAUUGAAUUCUCCAACAUUAUCAUCAUCAAAUGUAAUUUAUGGAUCAAACUGUAUGAAAUCUGAUCAAAUGGAUCUAAAUAUUAAUAAUACUAAUUCUACUACUACUAAUAAUAAUGGAAUUGGUUUGUUGGGUAGUUUAAAAUCUGUUAGUACAAUGGGAUCAAAAAAUGUACAAUCUUUAAAUGGAAUAGAUGAUGAUAAUUUAUUAUCACCAAUUAGUAAUGGACGUUGUCGAAAUCUGUUGAACUCUAUUCCUAACAGACCACAAAUAUGUGGACCAAUUCAAGUGGCUAAUUUAAUAGAACAUGUACAAAGUUUAAAAGCUGACAAUGGACGUUUAAUGGCAGCUGAAUUCGAAUCAAUCGAUCCAGGUGGUCCAUUCACAUGGGAACAUUCAAAUCGACCAGCGAAUAGAAGUAAAAAUCGUUAUGCCAAUGUUAUAGCUUAUGAUCAUUCACGUGUUGUCCUACAAUUGACUGGAAAUAAUGAUCCUGAUUCUGAUUAUAUCAAUGCAAAUUAUUUGGAUGGUUAUUGUAAACAAAAUGCAUAUAUUGCAACUCAAGGACCAUUACCUCACACAAUUACUGAUUUUUGGCGUAUGGUAUGGGAACAACAUUCUGGUAUGAUUGUAUCAAUGACACGUCUUGAAGAGAAAGCUCGUGUGAAAUGUGAACAAUAUUGGCCAGGCAAUACAAAUGGUAUCAAUGGUAGUAGUAGUAGUAAUAAUAUGAAAAGUGACAAUAAUUGUGUAAUAACAUCAUGUAGACCAAGUCCUAGUAUUACAUCACGAAUAAAUUCUACCUCGUCUAAUAAAAAGUUGAAUGAUUUCAAAAUGAAAUUGUAUGAUAAAUCAAUUCUACCUCCACCGAUUAAUUUUCGAACGUCUGUUAAUUUGAAAGAAUCCAAUGAGGAACAACAAUUCAAUGAAUUCCAUUGUGAUAAUAAUAAUAAUAAUGUGAUUAGUGAUGACUUAAUAUUUACAAAUGGUCUUUCACAUUUAUCUCAAAGCACAAUUAAUUUUGGUGAUAUAUCUGUCAGUUUAUUGGAUACAAUGGAAUUGGCUUAUUACACUGUUCGUUCAUUUGUUCUACAAAAAGCUGGAACAAUAGAAACCAGAGAAGUACGUCAACUUCAAUUUACAGCUUGGCCAGAUCAUGGUGUACCAAAUCAUCCUGCACCAUUAUUAAUGUUUUUAAGACGUGUUCGAGCUGAAUGCCCAGCAGAUUCUGGUCCAAUUAUUGUACAUUGUUCUGCAGGUGUUGGAAGAACAGGUGCUUUCAUACUACUUGAUAUAUUGUUGGAACAAAUGCGUCAUGAAAAAGCUGUUGAUGUUUUUAAUACUGUUAGUCGAUUACGUGCACAACGUAAUUUUAUGGUACAAACAGAAGAUCAAUAUGCAUUUAUUUAUGAAGCAUUAGUUGAAGCAGCAUCAAGUGGUAAUACUGAAAUACCAGUACAUCAAUUAACUACUCAUUGGUUUCGUUUAACUGAUUUAAAUCGAUUAAAAUGUCAAGAUCUGAUGAAUUCUGAUCCAUUGAGUAUUGGAUUAAUGAAAACUUCAAUGAAUCAUACAAGUAGCUCUAAUAUAUCUACUGGGUUAGAACUGGAAUUCUACCAGUUAUUAAUUCAAUCAAAUUUAACUAAAUUAAUUUCUUCUAUUCCAUCAUCUAUUGGAUUAUUAUCACCAAUUGAUCCAUUCUCUUUAAAAAUGGAUGAAAAAAUCUAUGGAAAUAUGAACUUGAAUAGUAAUAAUACAAGUACUAUUGGAUGUAUGAAUAUACCACAAUUACCUAGAUCAAUUGUUGGAAUGUCUACCAACAAAUCGAUUGCAGCUAUGUUACCGGUUAAUUUAUCGAAAAAUCGUAGUCUCAGUAUUAUACCACAUGAUGCAAAUCGUGUUGCGCUUCGUGCUGUUCGUGGUGUUGAAGGCUCUGAUUAUAUCAAUGCUAGUUAUAUUGAUGGGUAUAGAUCACGUGCUGCAUAUAUAGCAACACAAACACCAAUGAUGAAUACUUUAGAAGAUUUUUGGCGUAUGAUAUGGGAGUCUGGAUCGUGUCUCAUUGUUAAAUUAGAUGGUACAAUAACAUUGAACGAUUUGAAAUUCAUGGACUCUCCAACAUAUUGGCCAAAUUUACAAUCAGCACGUCAUGGUUUCCUAGUAGUUGAUCCAAUUGCUACUUAUACAAUGCCAGCUUAUAUUAUGCGUGAAUUACGUUUAACUGAUACACGUGAUGGUUCAACACGAACUGUACGUCAAUUUGAUGCAAGUUCAACAGCUGAUGCAUUAAUACAUUUAGAAAGACAAAUUUAUUAUUCUACAUCUAAUAAAUCAGAUUUUAAAGAGUUUAUUGAAUCAUCUCAACCGAUAACGGGAUCGACAAUAACAACAGCAUCAUCAACAAUAACACCAUUUCCACCUAAUCCGUCGUCAAUUUUAGAAACAUCAUUUACUGAAGAUGAUUUUCUUAGAUUUAAUCAAAUACCAACACAUAUGAUCUCAACAUUUAGACAAUGUUAUCAACCAAUAUGUGAAUCAAUGCUUGAAUUAAUUAGUCAAGUACAUAAAACCAAAGAACAUUUUGGCAUAGAUGGACCAAUCACUGUACAUUGCAAUUUGGGUUCUGGAAUAACCGGUGUCUUCUUAGCUAUUUCCCUAGUACUUGAACGAAUGCGUUUUGAAGGUGUAAUUGAUAUGUUUCAAACUGUUAAACUAUUAAGAUGGCAACGACCAGGUUUAGUACAAACUGUUAGUCAAUAUGCAUUUUGUUAUGCUACAGCAUUAGAAUAUCUUGAGUCUUUCGAACGAUAUACAACAUAAAUAGAUUGAAUAAAAACUAUUCAUCAUUCACCUUGUUAAUAAACAUAUGAAUGGAAUAUUUUUUUUCCCUUUAUAUAUAACAAAUUGAAACGGUGUCAAUAUUAAAUUUUUUUUUGUUUCUAUGCUCAUAAUUGAUUGCCAAUUAGAAUCAAAAUGAAAAUCUUUCUUAAAUUCAUAUUGAAUUUGUAUGUGUUUUUUUUGUGUGUAUAAAUUGUAUAUCAUUCUUCACUAUUUUGCAUUUAUUCCCAAUCCCCCCAUCUCCUCCCCCCUUCCCACCUUACACCAAAUCUCUUUUAUUAUGGUUCAUUUCAAUUGAUUGACUUAGAUCCCCCUUUGAACAAUAAAACUGUAUUUCAUAUUCACGUUUUGUUUAUUUUUCUCUUUAAAUAAUCAAUUAAAAAAUAAUUCAUAUUUCAAUGGUUAUUUUUGUACAAUAUUCAAAAGUAUUUUGUUUUAAUUUACCAAUAUUCAUGAGAGGGGGGGGGUGGUAAAAUAAAAUUGUUCAAAUAAAACAAUAAAACACAAUGAUGUCUUCCCUAACACCCCAUACACCACCCCAUACCCACCUUCAUGAACUUGUAUUUAUCAUAAAAUCAUAUAAUCUAUUCAAUAUUUAGAAUUGUUUAUUAAAUUUUAUAAUUUUAAUGUUUUAUUUGCUUGUUUGAAUUAUGUUGUUCAAUUUGUUAUUUGAUCCUACGAUCUGACAAAUCCAAACUUCUAUAGCAUACAACAAACUCAUGAAUACUUUAUUGAGUUCUUCAAAUGUUACAUUGCUUAACAAUAUAGAAAUGUACAGUAUGGGUAUUCAUCUGAUCUGGAAUGAAUAAUUGAAAGGAACAUUCUAUUUGUAACUUAUGCCUCUAUAAGCAUUCGUUGUUUAAGCAUAUUGUUAAAUAAAGUGUAUAUUUAAUCUAUACAAAUGUAAACACUGUCUCAUUGAUCUAUGUAAUGACAUUAAUUGAAAGUGUAACAUGUUCAACAUUCAAUCUUUAUUUGACAUUGACACUUAAUUGAUACCAUUUCAAUCAACAGAUCAUUCAAUCAUGAAUAAUUCUUCUUUCUAGGUGAUAUUGUUAAAGAUGUUCCUAUGGAGAAUAUUGUCGAACCAAGUUGUUUAGGUAUCAUGACAAACUGGAUAGUAACUUAUGAUUGAAAAGAAACAAGUCGAAUUGAUUGUAGUUUAUUUCAUUGUAGAUUUCUAUAGGAAAUGUAAAGAGUUAACAAAUGAAUGGGGAAUAUAUUCCCCCUAAUGGUGUAAGAUAUUUGUAUGUAAUUAAAUAAAUCAAUAAAUCAAUGAUUGGUGAUAUG
Schistosoma rodhaini is the source of this 10635-nucleotide messenger RNA. Lineage: Eukaryota; Metazoa; Platyhelminthes; Trematoda; Strigeidida; Schistosomatidae. The record is from the annotation of a GenBank genome assembly.